AUGGUAUCUGACAUUUCAGAACACAAUUAUGACUCGGACGAGAGCAUUGGUAGUUCUGAAGAAAACUCCUAUAACAUACCCCCAACCAUCUUUUUCAAGAAUCAAAACCUCAGUUACUUUGUAGCAGAACCACUCCGUAUGCUAUACAACUUCAAUGAUUUGAAGAAUGAAUGUUUGGUUGCUGGUAAUCCAAGGGCUCACUACAUAGAGGGGUUGCUUCAAUAUUUUCAGUGCCGUAAAUCUAUCAAAGGACUUGACCAUCUCCGUCAAUCCGCAGAUGGAAACUAUGAUAACGGUACCUAUAUUUAUGGUAUUUUAAUGUUGUGCAGGGGCAACUUCGCUGAUGGACAAUAUUACCUCGAUAUGUUAUCUUGGAAAACUAAUCAAGACAGAACUACCCGAUGCUUGACAAUGCUUAAGCAAUCCCUUAAAGCAAUCAGGGUCAGUGUGAAGGCAAAAUAUGUAGCAAAUACAGACACAAUGGAACCCUUAGCAGAUUGCAACACUCAUGCGAUGGAUAGCGCAUGCGAGGAUUGUUAUUACUUUAAGAAGAUGAAAGAAUUUGUUGACUACAUUCGCAACAAAAAACAGUAG
Molecule: messenger RNA, 594 nt
Organism: Brassica rapa (field mustard)
Lineage: Eukaryota; Viridiplantae; Streptophyta; Magnoliopsida; Brassicales; Brassicaceae
Source: RefSeq, a predicted model, not a curated record